Molecule: messenger RNA, 1161 nt
Organism: Micromonas commoda
Lineage: Eukaryota; Viridiplantae; Chlorophyta; Mamiellophyceae; Mamiellales; Mamiellaceae
Exons: 1
Coding region: 1-1011 (336 amino acids)
Biological process (GO): purine ribonucleoside salvage
Cellular component (GO): cytosol; nucleus
Molecular function (GO): adenosine kinase activity
Source: RefSeq, a predicted model, not a curated record
AUGGGCAACCCCCUCCUGGACAUCUCCGCUGUGGUGCCCACGGAGUUCCUCGACAAGUACGACCUCAAGCUCAACAACGCGGUCCUCGCGGAGGAAAAGCACGCGCCGAUGUACGACGACAUGGUCAAGAACUUCGACGUCGAGUACAUCGCGGGCGGCGCCACCCAGAACUCCAUCCGCGUCGCGCAGUGGAUGCUGGGCGCCCCCAAGUCCGCGGCGUACAUGGGCUGCGUCGGCAAGGAUGCCUUUGCCGACGAGAUGGUCAAGUGCUGCGAGGCGGAGGGCGUCCACGUCAACUACAUGGUCGACGAGGCCACCCCCACGGGCACCUGCGGCGUCCUCGUCAACGGCGGCGAGCGCUCCCUCUGCGCCGCCCUCAACGCCGCGAACAACUACAAGAUCGCGCACCUCGAGCGACCCGAGAACUGGAAGCUCGUGGAGGAUGCCAAGUUUUACUACUCCGCCGGCUUCUUCCUCACCGUCUCCCCGGACUCCAUGCUCAAGGUGGCCAAGCACGCCGCGGAGUCUGGUAAGACGUACACCAUGAACCUCUCCGCGCCCUUCCUCAUGGAGGUGCCCCCCUUCAAGUCCGCGAUGAUGGAGUGCAUGCCGUACGUCGACGUCCUAUUCGGCAACGAGUCCGAGGCGGCGACGUUCGCCAAGUCCGAGGGUUGGGACACGACGGACGUGAAGGAGAUCGCGUGCAAGGCGUCCGAGUUGCCCAAGGCGGAGGGCGCCAAGCCCGGUCGACUCGUGGUCUUCACCCAGGGCAUGGAUCCCACCAUCGUCGCCAAGGACGGCAAAGUCCUCGGCGAGUUCCCCGUCAUUCCCCUCGCGCCAGAGAAGCUCGUGGACACCAACGGCGCGGGCGACGCGUUCGUGGGCGGAUUCCUGUCGCAGUACGUCAAGGGCGCCGAGCUGGAGAAGUGCGUCAGGGCGGGCAACUACGGCGCCAACGCCAUCAUCCAGCAGUCCGGCUGCAAGUUCCCCCCCGUCUGCGACUUUGCCUAAGUAAGGAUGGAGAGAGAUUUGAUCGCCUUGUUUGCGCGCAACUAAUUUAUUUUCGCGGGGGGUGACGGACGCCCUCUCCCCCCACACGCCAUCAGCACACGACACGAUUCGUUUCCUAGACUUGUCAUCAAACGUAAGAGUAACGCGACU